GGGAAGCGCUUCCUGCCCGUCACUUCCCCCACUGCCGCCGCCGCCGCUCCCGCCGGGCCGCCGGACUCGUGCCCCUGCCCAGGCCCCUGCUACCGCCGCCGCCAUGGCCAUGAGGCAGACCCCGCUCACCUGCUCCGGCCACACGCGGCCCGUGGUGGACCUGGCCUUCAGCGGCGUCACCCCCUACGGAUAUUUCCUCAUCAGCGCCUGCAAGGAUGGCAAGCCCAUGCUGCGCCAGGGGGACACAGGAGACUGGAUUGGCACAUUUCUGGGUCACAAAGGGGCUGUUUGGGGCGCCACCCUGAACACGGAUGCCACUAAAGCAGCUACAGCAGCGGCAGAUUUCACGGCCAAAGUGUGGGAUGCUGUGUCAGGCGAUGAACUAAUCACACUGGCUCACAAACACAUUGUCAAAAGUGUGGAUUUUACACAGGAUAGCAAUUAUCUGUUAACAGGUGGACAAGAUAAGCUCUUGCGUAUCUACGACUUGAGCAAGCCAGAAGCAGAACCUGAUGUUGUCAGUGGACAUACUUCUGGCAUUAAAAAGGCCUUGUGGAGCAGUGAUGACAAACAGAUUCUUUCAGCUGAUGAUAAAACUGUCCGCCUCUGGGACCGGAGUACCAUGACUGAGGUGAAGUCACUAAAUGUGGCAAUGUCAGUGAGCAGCAUGGAGUAUGUUCCAGAAGGACAGAUACUGGUGAUAACCUAUGGGAAGACUAUUGCUUUUCAUAGUGCAGAAACUCUAGAGCAGAUUAAAUCAUUUGAAGCACCUGCUACAAUCAAUUCUGCAUCUCUUCACCCUGCGAAAGAAUGUUUGGUUGCAGGUGGUGAAGAUUUUAAACUCUAUAAAUAUGACUAUAAUACAGGAGAAGAAUUAGAAUCUUACAAAGGGCACUUUGGUCCCAUUCACUGCGUGAGAUUUAGCCCCGACGGAGAGUUAUAUGCAAGUGGCUCUGAGGAUGGAACACUAAGGCUGUGGCAGACAACAGUAGGGAAAACCUAUGGCCUUUGGAAGUGUGUAGUUCCUGAAGAGGAGAAUGCAGAAGCAGCAAAAGCAAGGACUACCCUUCCAGGAACUGCAGAGGAGGAAAUAGUUGCAGAAGAGAUCGCCUCUGAAAACUCAGAUACAGUGUACAGCUCAACUCCUGAAGUGAAAGCCUGAUUACUGCAGCUGUUAUGUGACACGUGGACAUGCGAGACUAAAUCAAGUGAGCAGUGACAGACAGCAGCCUUCCAGAGUGCGCUCCCUCCCUGGGGCAAAGAUGGGCAGUAAUUGAUGAGAAUGCAGUGGAACUGGCUAGGUGUUGUCUGUAAGAGAACUCAGCAUCCAAAUAAAAACCCAAAAGACAAGUAGUAGAGUUCUGCUGGCUUUUUGGCAUAACUGCCUACUGUCUUUUCAAAGAAGUGUGCAAGCCAAGAUCCAGUCUCUCCAAUCUCAAUUAGACUCAUUGUAGUGUGUUUUCAUUAUUACAAAGAAGAGAUACAAUGGCUUUUACCUUUUUUUUUUUUUCUUGGAAGUUGGAAGAAUUGGCUCUAGUUGAAAAGAAGGGAUUAUGUACUUAAAAGUAUUUGGUUCGGGUUUCGUUUCAUUGUAUGCUGCUUCUGAAUGUUUAACUGUUUUCAGUUGUCUAAAUAAAAAGCCUCUCCAAACUCGUACGUUACUUUUGAGCGUUGGGUUCAUGAAAUGGAAAAGCAACUGCAUUAAUCACGUAAUCCUUGGCAUCUUGGGUUUGUACUAUACAGAGAAAAAGCAAAAGAAUGUUUUAGUGUUGGUACAGAGGGUGGCAAGUUCUUUGAUCUGUAAGCUUUGUAUCUUUUUUAUUCUUUCAAGUUUGAAUGUAAACAUGAGUCUCUAAAAAGAAAAACAGUGAGAAUUCCUAAAUUAAACCUGCUGCCUAAAGUAUUUGGUUGUACAUGAAAAUAUCAGAGGCUGGCUGCAAAUCUGUGUAAAGCUUGGGUUUAGUCCUCCAGACUGGAUAAAAAAGUUACUCUUUCAAGGUUACAAAUCAUAUUUUCUUCAUUAAAGAAAAUAAUUGCCAUUCUUCCACUUGUCAUUUCCUUUAAUGUUAUGCUGAAAGCUGUACAUAAUGCAUUCUGUGAGGUGUAUUUAUUCACAUACCUUUUUCUUUUCAUAUUCAUACCUGUCCUUACUGUCCUGUUUUUGCAGACUAUACGUAUUUGCAAUUACCUGUUUGAAUUUUAUUCUAAAAACAAACAGCUCUGAUUUAC
This is a messenger RNA of Zonotrichia leucophrys gambelii, 2229 nucleotides long. RefSeq names its product serine/threonine kinase receptor associated protein (gene STRAP). Gene Ontology annotation, cellular component: SMN complex. The transcript is spliced from 10 exons. Lineage: Eukaryota; Metazoa; Chordata; Aves; Passeriformes; Passerellidae. Bases 104 to 1162 code for a protein of 352 amino acids. Gene Ontology annotation, biological process: spliceosomal snRNP assembly. The record is from RefSeq and is a predicted model, not a curated record. Gene Ontology annotation, molecular function: RNA binding; protein binding.